AUGCCCGCUACCGAGACUUCACCCGCCGCGGCCUCUCCCGAGCCCCUCAAAGCACCUUCACACACUCCCGUAUUGCUUGCUGAGUCUGAGCUGGUUCCUUUGCCCUUUCGCAGCCGCGGCGCACAGCCCUUCAAUGCUCAGCCCUCUCGCGUAAAAAUCUACAGGGUAGUCGAGGUGCCAGUCACGCGAGCAACGUCCCGUCCUCCCCGCGUUAACACUGGUAAGAAGCCGCGCGCAUCGCCAUACGAGAGGCCUGCUAGUACGAAGAAGGUUUCCGUCCAAUGGGCGUCCGCUCCGCCAUCCAAUUCUCGUCAACCGUUGCCCGACAGCUCAGGGUCGGCGCCCCCGGCUGGGGAUGACAACAAUCUCAAUGGGCCCACCCUGGAAUUGAUUCCGAAGCCUCUUGGGGAGGCCGGGCGUCCGGGACGUUGCGGCUACAACCUUGGAACCUCACUUAGGGCGAUUGGCUGGCCUGGCGAGGACGUUGACAGGCUGAAGAGCAGCGUAGGUCUUGCAGUUGAGAGGCAUCUUGACAUCACGAUGUGCUAUAUGAAACAACUGCCCGCUGCUCUCAAGAGAGCGUGUGAAGACGCAACUUACGAGAAGAUGUGGCCCAUUGAGGAUGUUAUCAAAGCAAGGCUCAAGUACACGUCCUGCCGUGCGCGCCUAAUUGAUCGCCAGAAGAAGACCUAGGGCACCCGGGAUGCUGUAAGCCUACUCUUCACAAAUCUAUGCUCUGGACCAUAGACAGACUGCUUUGUCCCUCAGCUUGCAUAAAUUAACAUUCUUUGAAUCAUCUUUCACUAUCUCGCUGCCGUAGCUAUCACUACUAGACUAUCGUUACCUCCUGCCCUCAUAAUAAUGCCUGCUGCUUAGUAUGUAUCUCGGCAAUUCAAUGCACUCUGACAUUUCG
This is a messenger RNA of Phanerochaete carnosa HHB-10118-sp, 913 nucleotides long. RefSeq lists its product as uncharacterized. The transcript is spliced from 3 exons. The record is from RefSeq and is a predicted model, not a curated record. Bases 1 to 693 code for a protein of 230 amino acids. NCBI's taxonomy places the organism in Eukaryota, Fungi, Basidiomycota, Agaricomycetes, Polyporales, Phanerochaetaceae.